AGCGUGUUACUCACUUCCUCGCUCAUGGCGAUAGUCAGCCAUUAAACAUGCUUCAAAUUUAUUUAAUAACAAGUUUUUCAAUUACUUUGGCUUUCACAUGCUCAUCUCUAAACCCUAUACAUUUAACUUCAGCUUCGAACGAACAGCAGUUUGUUGAAAAAGGGUGUUUCUAUAAGUUUAUAUUUAAUCAACCAGGAUGUAAUACAUCGCCAUAUUGUACAAGAAACAAUAAAAAUCUGGAUGAUGAAAUUCAGACAUUUAGUAACACUGAAAUCGGAUUUACCUCUAAUUUUCAAAAUAUAUCCAGCUCUGGAUUGUACGUAUGUAAACUGACAACACCUAUCUGCAUUGAAACAUAUAAAGUUCAAAUUUAUGUAUACGUGUCUCCAAAGAAUGUUCAACUUAGUGCACACGAAAGAAUGGAUAAAAACCUAGUUUCUAUGGUUGCACCAAGGACUAACUACAGCUGCUGCAGCAAUGGAAUGGCACCAGCAGCUAAAAUUGUGUUUCUUUUAGAAGAUGAAUUGAUAAAUGGAUCCACUGUAACAACUGUAACAAGGAACCACAACAAUCCAAGCUUCCAAGGCUAUUUUGUUACUGAAGGUGACAGCCUUGCUUUAAAUUGCUCUUCAAAUUAUCCAUUUGUUGCCUCAUACACCUGGAAACACGAAGAGUCUGAUAAAGUUGUUGCUAGCGGAAUCAUCAUGAACGACACAAACAUAACCUGUACCGAAGCUGGACAUUACGUUUGCACUCUUAAUCCUGACAACGAACGAAAUUCUACUAACGUCAAAACCAAUGUAUAUGUGUCAUGUCUUCCACGCCAACCAGUCAACAUUAGUGUUCUUGGGUUGACUGGAAACAAAAUCAUUUUUUAUUGGAGUCCAUCACUAGUUUCUGGGAACCAGACGCAAUAUAUAGUUGAAUGGAAAAACACUGACAUGGAAAUAAUUGGGAACCAAACAUUGCCAGUUCUUGACAAAUCUCCACCAUUUGGCUUUACCAUUGAAGGCCUGGAUAUAAGCGCUUUGUCUAUGAUUGGUAUAUAUGGUAAAAAUGAAAAUGGAAAAACUGAAUCUGUUAUAAUUUAUACCAGCUCAAAGACCACUGAUUCGCCUGCAUAUACCAACGAGGUGGUUAAUAUCACAACUCCAGUCAUCGCUGUAGGUUCUGUUGCACUCUUUUUUGCUGGGUUUUUAACAGCAGUAUGUUUGUAUUUAACGAAGAGAUGCUUAAGGCGAUUCAAGCAAGAAAAACAAGCGCAAAUAUCUGCAUACAUGCACUAUUUGCCGAAACAAGAGGACACCACUUACCAGGAGCUAGGUGAUGUCACUGCUAAGCAAUUUGUACAGAAAAAUGAAAGUCCCGUACCUUCUGGUGCUGGUAAGGAUGUUGAAGACUCGCCGUAUAUAAACAUUGAUAAAAAUGCUGUAGUUAAAACACAUGCCACGACUGUUGAGCUUCACAAACCUAUACAGAGAUUUAACAAUUUGUACGAAAACACAACAUAGAAGACCAGAUAUUUGGCACAGCAUUUCAUGUCAACACAUGUAUUUUGUCUCAGAAUUGAGGUUUUCUUUGCAUCUUAUGUUAUAAAUGCUUAUUUCGAGAUUUUUUAGUGCUAUUUAAUCUGCAGUUAUUUUGAUAUAAAAAAAAAUAUUUAUACUCAUUUGAGUAUGCAGGCACAUAGUUAAACGGUUUUCAUGACAUAGUAUCGCAAUGUACAUAUUAAAUCAAUUAAACAGUCGACGAUUCUGACAUUUUGGAAGACUAUUUAAACGAAAUAAUAUGGGCUGAAGUUAACAUUGUACGAUGUUUGAAAUUGUUAUUUGCUACUUAUUACACUCAGAUAAGGAAGUAUAAAACAUACUGAAAGUAUUAAAAUGCACUAAUACAGGCCCCGAAAUUCGAGAAAAGACUCCAAUCAACUAUGUCAACGCCUUAGAUUCAUCCUCAAGGUAUUAUUUCAGUUUGGAAUCAGUGUAAAUCUCUAUACCUGGUUCAAACAACAUUCCAUAGAGUAGUGUAUGAGGGGGCUGAAUACAGUCUCAUCCUCGAUUUCUGGAGUCCCCUGGGCUCAAUAUAUUGUUCAAUAUUGUUUAAUAUGCAGGCCAAUGAUAUACCUAGCCUCUUUUCCCAUUUCCGUUGCCUUAUGUCUGCGGAUGACCGUGAGAUUUAUAACAUUAUCAAAACCCCAGAAGACUUGAGUGCGCUUCAGAAUGACGUCGACCGUCUUUUCAACUGGACCACUGUGUAAAGUCUGAAAAUGUAAACUUCUCACAUGCUCUUUAAAGAAAAACAAAAUUGUUCACGAUUACAAUAUAAAUUGAAAUGCCUUGGAUAAAGUGAUAGUGCACCUUUGUGACUAACUAUUCACUGUCCCUUUGCUCAGUUAUAUACAACUACAUUUCAAACACAGGCUUCUAGAAUGAAAUUCACAAGAAAAAAAAUCAAACGAUUCAUCAUCCCGCAGACCGGUUUGCUUGGUUGAAAAAUAUGGCUGCCAAGUUCUAGGCGUACUAAAUGAGUUGUUAUUGGUUUUUAAAUCUCUUAAUUCUAAAUUCUAAAUUUAAUUGUAAUUUGAUUUCAAUGUUCAAUUUUUACUCUUAUUUACGUAAC
This is a messenger RNA of Anneissia japonica, 2619 nucleotides long. RefSeq lists its product as uncharacterized. The coding region runs from base 48 to 1511 and encodes 487 amino acids. The transcript has 8 exons. The record is from RefSeq and is a predicted model, not a curated record. Lineage: Eukaryota; Metazoa; Echinodermata; Crinoidea; Comatulida; Comatulidae. Gene Ontology annotation, molecular function: protein binding.